UCUCUCCUUUUCUUCCCUUACACUCGACUUCUUUGCUUUUGACUCGCACCCAUAUUUCUCCCCUCUUUUCAUACCCAAUCCUUUUUGCUCUGGAAAAAGCAGACCCACCACCUGCUGAUGCAUCCCACUAAUCCCUAAAUGACACUAUUAUUUUACACAAAACGCCUAAUGGGUUACUGCAAGAAAGCUUUUUUCUUCCUUUUUUGUGCCUAAAUCUGUGUUUUUAUGGCCUUCAUUCCUCAUUUUUAAAACAAAAACGGGUUUUUGUGAAGUGGGUCUUCCUCCCACCCUGUAUUCCGUGAAAGUUAAAACGUACUCAAGGGAAAAAUAAAAUUUAGUGUUCUUACUUUGUGCCUAAAUCUGUGUUUCCAUGGCCUUAAUUUCCCAUUUUUAGCGAAGUGGGUUUUGUUUACUGAAGGAAGAUUGAAGUUUUUUAGUCAAGAGUGUUUGGGUAAAGAUGAUUCAGUUGUUGUUCUUGGUUUUAUUUGCUGAGGGCAUUGUGGCAUUGCUUCUGAUGGUCAAGAUUGGGCCAUUGAGGGAGCUUGUGAUGAAGGGUCUGGAUCAGGUGAAGAUGGGGAAAGGUCCAGCUACUGUAAAAACUAUUGCUGGUACCAUGUCUGUGAUACUUCUAUCAAGUGUUACAAGCAUUCUUAAGAUCCAGAACAAGGGUGCGAAGCUUGGUACUAUGACUCCCAUGGAUCAGGUCCUAUGGAGGACCCACUUGCUUGAGACUUCACUUAUGGGUUUUUCCCUGUUUCUUGGGUUCCUAAUUGAUCGUAUGCAUCAUUAUCUCCAAAAACUAAAUCGGUUAAGAGGUAAUGCGGGAGCUUCAAAAGAGGAAUUUGAAAAACUUCAGAAAGAACGAGCUCAGCUUAAAGAAAAGGAAGAGCAAGCUUCCAAGGAAAUAAAGCUGCUGCAAGAACAAAUCUCCACUUUAACUCAGGAUUUGAAGAAGCUAAAGUUGGAAGCUGAAGAGAAGGACAAAAAGGUUGAAACUGCUGAAGCUCAUGUAGUCUCACUCCAGAAACAAGCUGCAGACUUACUCCUUGAAUAUGACAGGCUCUUAGAAGACAACCAAAACCUUCAGACCCAAGCUCUAGGAUUCAGGGGUUAAAAUUAAAAGACAUUGUUCAGAGCUUCAUCAAUUCACAUUUUGGGAAUCAGGUUUUGUCAUGGUGAUCAAACAUGUUCUUAGUUGCACCAUAAUCAUCGCAAAAAGCGGGCAGGGGAAGGGGAUGCUUCCCUUCUCCAAUGUUGUUGAAAAUUUUGUAAUAUUCUCGAAUUUAGAAAUUUUAUAUCUCCAUGUGUUGUUCUUUGUUAAGCCCAAGUUUUCCUUUUCUUUUUAGUUUACCAAACUGAUAUAGUGAUUCGAUUGUGAAUGCUGACAAUAUCUGAUGAUUUUUCCUGAAACAGAUGAAAAAUUGUUGGACGUAUUAGAUGUGCCUUCAUAAAGGUAGCUUUUAUUCCAGUCAAUGUAAUAGCAGUUCUACCCUUUUACCAUCUACUGAAACAAUGACCACUGCUGCUCUUAA
Vitis riparia (riverbank grape) is the source of this 1532-nucleotide messenger RNA. Its product is annotated as B-cell receptor-associated protein 31-like. Gene Ontology annotation, cellular component: endoplasmic reticulum membrane; endoplasmic reticulum. The record is from RefSeq and is a predicted model, not a curated record. Gene Ontology annotation, biological process: intracellular protein transport; endoplasmic reticulum to Golgi vesicle-mediated transport. The coding region runs from base 458 to 1114 and encodes 218 amino acids. Lineage: Eukaryota; Viridiplantae; Streptophyta; Magnoliopsida; Vitales; Vitaceae. The transcript has 2 exons.